Cheilinus undulatus (humphead wrasse) is the source of this 3291-nucleotide messenger RNA. RefSeq names its product smoothelin-like protein 2. Gene Ontology annotation, molecular function: protein binding. Gene Ontology annotation, biological process: actin cytoskeleton organization. The record is from RefSeq and is a predicted model, not a curated record. Bases 557 to 2578 code for a protein of 673 amino acids. Gene Ontology annotation, cellular component: microtubule organizing center; filamentous actin. The transcript is spliced from 13 exons. NCBI's taxonomy places the organism in Eukaryota, Metazoa, Chordata, Actinopteri, Labriformes, Labridae.
UCCCGAGCUUAGGCGUCACUGAUAGCUCUGACACAUAUGGGGCUGGGGCAGCAGGGGUAAACGUCUAGGAAACACAGCCACAGAAGAAGAGAAAUCAUCAUCCACUUCAAUUGGAUUCCCUCUGAAAGGUUAGUUUAAUGAGCCCUUGCAUGAACCUGAUCUGUCUACGAUAUACGUAAUCUCUUUUCCCUGGGCACGAGUGCGCGAGUUUUCCAUGGCGUAUAAAUAACGGCUGCUCUUACGUUGACCAGAUGAGAGGAGAGGGAGGGAAUGCACAAGUUUAGAGAGAUCAUCCAUGGAGGCUGAUGGGACUAAUGAGAUUCUCCCAGCAACACGGCUCACCUUUAAAAAAGUUCAGUUUUAGUGGGAAAAUUGGCAUGGACGGCUGAAACUUAUCAGACUGAAGGAAUUAGUGAAAAGUACAUCCUGACCUGGAUCAAGACUGACGAGUACAAAGACCAAUAGGAGAGGAGGUUUGGUUUCUGAGCUUGAUACCGACCACCCCAUCACUCAAUUGACCUGAAUCUCAAGGGUGGUGAGAGUCAUUAAAGAAGCGAUGGAUGAGGCCACAGUGAGCGUUCAGGAUGCUGUGGUCAGCGAGGCUCUGGUUCAGUUCCAGUCCACCUUACAAGCAGCCGUCAGAGAGGUCCACGUGGACGUAAGUGCCUUUAAGCAGCGCAUAGAGCAGAGGAUUGAGGACCUGUGCCUUUCCCAUGUACCCUUAGCCGGAGCGGUGACCCGGCUACAGGAGGAGAACCUGCAGCUCAGGGUGAAGCUGGAGGCCCUCAGCCGCCUGGUGGAGGGUCUCGCUGGGGUCAAGAUUGGCAGAAGUCCUGCUGAAGUGGAGGGAAAGAGUGUGGAGGAGAGUAUGGAGAAUGGACACGUGCAGGUACAGUCCAAGAUCCAAGAAGACCAGCAGCUCAGCUCUGGGAGAUCUGAGAGCAGCCAGACGAGUCAGUCGGUCGCCUCAACAUUUCCAGAACCAGCAGGGUCUAUUGGUGGAUUAAACCAUGCUUCUGCUGCUGCAGCUGCUGCAGCCACAGGCAAAGCCCCGGCUCUUCCUCCAUGGAGAGCAAAGAGACUUGCUGAAAUCAACGGCAUUGAUGCAAAAGGAGACAAAAAUGUCGCACAAGAGAACGGGAAGCAAGAGAGUGCAGCAGCGGACUCUGACAUGGCUCAAACUGCUGAAGCCGUUCCUCAGCUCUACCAACCUCUCACCUCUGUCACCAAACCAAACCCAGAGACGUCUGCACUCCCCGGAUCUUUGUACUCUACAAUGGACAGCCUCAGUAAACCUGACCAGGAAGAAUCAGGUCUCUUCACCAAACCCCAUCAGCCGCUCACUUCAAUGACUAAAGCCAGCCAUGAGGCUCCAGCUGCUCCUCAGUCUGCUGCCAACACAGCUAAAGAAACUCCAGUAGAGUCAUCUGCUCAAUGUGAAAAUGAACCCCAGCCUCAUCUUCCUGUCACCGCCAUGACCACUAAAGCCAGUCCUGCCCAGUCUCCAGCACCAGUGCCCAAAGCUGCAGCUACAGCUGCCAGUUCAACAGCAGAACCUCCAACACGAGACGCAGGGGAAUAUCCUUUCAUGAGAGGCAUGUCUGGAUUAAAGGAGCAGAGGUCCCAGGUCUCCAUAGAGCAGUCCACUUCUGUAUCUCAUCUUCCUCUGACAGCUGUGACCAGAGGCAGCUCUGAGACUUCAGCUGCAACCAAAUCUGAUCCAAAUCCUGCGUCUGCACUGAAUCCUUCUGUGCCAGAAUCCUCGGCCAUUAAGAGAGGAGAAUACCCAUUUAAACGUGACGUCUCUCAGCCCAAACUACAGUUGCCUCUUUCUGCUGUGACUGCGUCAAACACAGAGUCGAUAACGUCUGUUACAACAACUCAGUCAUCAUCUCAGGACCCGACCAUCAAACCUGGGGAAUACCCCUUUAAAAGAGUACCCGUACUCAAGACUCCUAGUCCCAGCCUAAAGAGAAGUGUCAGCUUCCCUCAGCCUGCAGAAAAAUUACUUCCCUCCAAAUCGAUCAUAAAAUCAAAUUUCUCACCGAGCUUGGAGAAAAAAGCUAACAAGUCAGGAGGAGUCGAGUUUAAACAGGACACGAUGAAAGCAUCAACGCUUCCACGCGCCAAUGGUGCUCAGGCCAAACGGGCUCUCUUUGAGAGGAUGAACUCAGAACCUGUAAAAGCAAAAGACUCCAAGCCUAAACUGAAGCGCUCUCAGAGUUUUGGAGUGUCCAGUGCCAGCGGGAUAAAACAGAUUCUUUUGGAGUGGUGCCGCUCAAAAACCAUCGGUUAUCAGAACAUAGAUAUCCAGAACUUCUCAUCCAGCUGGAGUGAUGGGAUGGCUUUCUGCGCUCUGGUUCACUCUUUCUUCCCUCUGGAAUUUGACUACAACGCCUUGAACCCUGCAAACCGCCGACAAAACCUCCAGCAGGCCUUCACCACGGCAGAGCAGCAGGCUGACUGUCUGCGUCUGAUCGAGGUGGAGGACAUGCUGGAGAUGGGGGACAAGCCCGACCCCAUGUGUGUGUUCACAUACGUCCAAUCGCUCUACAACCACCUGAAGAAGUUUGAGUAACUCUGUAUCAGAGUAGAUUACAAAGCCUAGAUGUUACUGAAACACAGUGUGUCAUAAGCUCUCUGCAGCAGACCAAUAGAAAGCCAGCACUCAGCAAGCAUACCGGUAGAAACCACCGCAGUUUGAAUCACAGAAACAGUGACUUUAUCGGACCUUCGUCAUUUCUUAUUUAUAAUAAAUGUUGUUUAAUAUGUAGAAACCCAACACUGAUGAAUGAUGAAUAAAGCACUUCAUAACAUUAAGCAAAGUAACUUUGGCAUAGAAAAUCUUUCUAUAACAGGCAGAAACCUCGAGCGGAACCAGACUUGUAUUACUCGUGACAGCAGCUAAGACUGUGAGGGGGUUGUGGGAAAAGAAAUGUAAAUAAUACAGCAGCAACUAAAACAAGAAAUGAAACAGAUUUAAGGCUACAAUUCCAGUGAUAAGGGUAAAGGAUGUAUGUUAAUGGCAGUAAGAACAAAGAAUGAAAUAGACUGAUCAUAUUAGCAUUAAUGGUGUAAGACAGGGGUGUCAAACUCAAUAACAGCAGGGGCCGGAUUCUGGAUUUAGAUCUAACCUGAGAGCCUAUCAGGGUCAACAUCUAACCAUGAUAAAUCAUUUGGAAAUUGAAAGAAGUAAAAAUGAUAAGUUUAAAGGCUCAAAUCUGAGAUAAAAAUACCAACUUAUUAGUUCAAAAGAUCAGAACAUGGUAUUAAACGUAGAAAAAUAAUGUU